Ceutorhynchus assimilis (cabbage seed weevil) is the source of this 1310-nucleotide messenger RNA. The record is from the annotation of a GenBank genome assembly. NCBI's taxonomy places the organism in Eukaryota, Metazoa, Arthropoda, Insecta, Coleoptera, Curculionidae.
AAAAAAGUUCCAGAUUUUGAACUAUUGACUUGAGGAAGAGAUUGCAUUUGGUGUACAAGGUUUUGAGAUUAUAAAUUUCAUUGUUAGUUCUAGUUGUAGGUUUUGGUGAUGAACACCCAAAAAUGCAACAUCUACUUCUACUAAACGCCUUGCUCUUCACCUUUAUUUCAAUCAGCUUCACUUAUCCAUGUAGCUCCUCUAUAGGAUCAGACUGUUGUUCAAAAUCGUGCUGUAGAAGAAGAGACAAUGACUGCAAUUCAAGAUGUCUAAACGAUGAAAGAAAUUGCGUAGAUUGCAGUAGAAGAGACAAUUCGUGUUGUGGCAAUAAGGAGUGCAAUUCAAGAUGUCCAAGAGUUUGUGAAGAUUGCAGUAGAAGAGACGAUUUAUGCUGUGUUAAUGAAAACUGUGAUCCAAAGUGCCCAGAUAAUUGUGAAGAUGAUAAUCCUAGUCCCAAUUAUUCAACUACUCCUAGUCCAAAUUAUCCAACUAUUCCUAAUCCUCCAACAACUCCUUCUGCACCAUAUCCAUAUCCUCCAACAACUCCUUUUGCACCAUAUCCAUCAUAUCCUCCAUGGCCUAUUAUACCACAAUCAAACACCUCACACUAUUCCAACAACACCAGCAUAAACCGCAACAAUAAUACAAUUACAAUACCUACAAACAUAAAUAUACAAAAUGAAGUCAAAAGCGACACUCGCAUAACCAUUCCUGUAAGCAUUAAAGUGGACACAUUUAAUACAAUUAAUAUUAAACAAGAAGAAUUUACAAGAACUAGUAAUACUACUAGUAACAAUAAAUGCGAUAAUAACACAAUUAUUAUUAACGAAAAUACAAAUUGCACCGAACAAGAAGCUGUAACAGUUCCAGUACCCAUAUACCGUCCAAUACCAGUACCAUACAUAAUAACAGUUCCUAGACCACUUCCAGUACCACAAGGUUGUUGCCAAGUUGUAAGUCCGUGUUCUCCAUACAAUUAUGGAGGCUGUCAACGUUCAUCUACUCAAUGUUCUCAAGAUUGUUCAGAGUCUCACGUUUAUCAGCCAAGUGAUGUUUGUGGUACCGGGUGCUACAGGCGCAGUACCGCAAUGGGUGGUUAUUGCGGAUAUGGAGGGUGCUACAGAAGACAGGUGGAUUGUGGUACUUGCGAUAGAAGAUUUUUUGAGGAUUAUGAAAGUUUCGUGAGAUGUUCCGGGUGUUUUGUGCCCAGGCCUUGGGGAACCGGACAAUGAUAGGGAUUAUGUUUUUUAUAUAAAGUUUAUUUAUAUCUUAGUGAGGCUUGAGAUUAUUCAAUAAAUAUAAUGUGAAAUUUA